AUGUACUCCCACGCAGUCAUUCUUCUCAUACUCUCCUCACUCCACAGUCAGAUAGUUGAGUCUACGUCAUAUCCUCCUAACUCAGCAAGUGCUCUAGAGAGCGCGACUUCCAUCUUCCCACAUCCCGGUCUUUCAACCAUGUCUUACCCUUCACCAAGUCUCUUUGGAACCUAUUACAAAUGCCCCUCACUUGUGCUUCCGGCUAUUCUUAUGUACUCGCUCUUUCUUCUUCCUUAUGACCCGAAUAGUUUCUCUCUUUCUUUUAUAUCUGUCUUCCAUACUUCAGCGUCACUUCCGCCCUCUUUUACCUUACCCCAGCCUAACUCCUUCCCCGAGAUCGUCGAACCAGAAGAGCCAACACGUAGCGUGGCUGCUCUGACACCAUGUUUACCUCCUCCGCGGCAUACUUCUUCCAUGACUACCAUUCCCUUGCUAUCUUCACGCUACAGCCUCCUACGCGCGCACAAUUUCCCCACCAACAUCCCUAUAUCCCUAGAUAGUAUAUCAUCGACCCAUAACAGACGACCAUGGCCCAUGGCCAGCUGCCACCAAUCGGCCACGAAAGGAACCUCACCCGCCAACGACAAGCACCUCCACGACCACAAAAAGACGCCCGGUGUCGUGAUUGCCGAGUACGGAAUACCCCGUCGAACUCAGCCGUGUUUUCUCGAGAAGCAUGUCCGCAUAAGCGGGAGUUCGCUCCGUCGGGUCGUAAACCGCUUCAGCAUCCUAGCGGAACUCGAUCAGCACGCCAACCAUACCAAGUGGAACUUCGACUUCCUCCAGACUCCGCAUACUAGCGCUCGCAGACGCGGUAAGCGUGGCGGGAAGACCUCGAAGCCAAAGUUUGUAAGGCAGCAACCAUAUGAGGCUCCGAAGAGCGAGAGAGAAAGUAUUGAGGAGCUGUGCAAGAAGAUGGCAGGAUUGUGUCUGGAUGACAAAGAAUCGAGUAAUACUGGCGCUACUUCGCGGAUCUCAACUGAUGCUUGCAAUGGAAGACGACAGAAUGAUUUUAGGCGCACCUUCGACGAGGUCAGACAUCACUGGAUUCCUCAAUUCCGACCGAACUCGAAUACCGCGCACCCUUCUAUGCCAACAGCGCCAAGCAAGGCAGUCAAUAAUAACAGAAUCAACCUCCUCUUGCGACCGGAACGAUGUAUGACUCACACUAAUAGCCCCCCUCCAUCGUUGAACACUCCCUUAGAAUCGGCAGAGGUGAGGCGCAAAGAGUCACGCUUCUUCCCCUUGUCAGCCUUUCUCACAUCACCGGAGCCUACAGCUACUCGUCACUCUACGUCACCACGCCUAAAUACCUCGAAUCCUAUCAGACCCUCCAUUCCAAAGAAGCCACUCUCCCUAGUCGCCCAAACAAUUGCACAGAAGGCAGCAGCGUCGGCUGCAUGCCGUGCCCUUACUGUACACAAGAAGUCAAUAGCAGGGCACAUUUCGAGGCCCGUAUCGCCAUCUCCUUUAGCGCUGAACUCUACCCCCUUCCUACCAACAUAUGCCCUGAGCGUGGCACCAGCAAUUUCAUCAGUGACAUCUCCAUUCACACCACUCGCAAUAACACCUCCAUUCACAGCAUCGCCCAACCUGACAACGUCUCCCGCAGUCUCAACCGUUCCACCCGAGACAGGUUCGCCUUCAAUUAUCUCUGCACCACGGAUACUAUCGCCUGGACCAUGCGGGAUGCCGCCUGCGCUGCCGCCACGCCCACAGCCCCCAAAUCCCCCGUCUCCAAUACAGAACUGCCCACUAAUUCAAUUGCCCUCUAUUCCGGCCUCACUUGCAUCCGCACCUCUAGUCUCGCCGCGCAUUCAAUGGCCCGAGACGCCAGCUUCAUUUCCCACUACCUCUCCAAUCCUAACCCCAACCCCAACCUCUUCUGUAUAUCCAACUCCGCCGCCUCCAAGGCGUAUCCCAGGUCUACUCCCCGCAUCACUGUGUCUCACGAAACCCGCGCCCGAACCCAUUGUUUCUUCAGCUCAAGAUGUCGCUAUCCCUUUUCCACUCCCGAGCGAACCAAGUCUACCCAUAGAGCUCUCAGAUCAAAUUCGCAAAAAUCUAAAGGAAUACUUGGAAAUGGGGCACGCGAAUCCAUGCUGGUGUACCUCGCACUCAGGCUCUCAGAUACAGAUCAAGAUGCAGCAUAUCCAUCCAGCGUCAAGACCUACCAAUGGUCAAGAAUACGAAGCCAAACUCCCAGUGCCGACUUCUACACCAAUCACUAGCAUCAAAACUAGCAUCAAAACUAGCAUCAACAUCAACACCCACCCCCAAGCACAAACACAACCUCUAGCAGAUACGCCCAUUCCUAAGAGUCCAGCCCUACAGGCUACAGUCACGGAACAUGAUGCUUCAGACCUCGACUCCGUAACUCUCAUUUCUUCGCCUAUAGAUUCGGAUUUUCUGACUCCGUCACACUCGCCAUCGGCAAUAGAUUCUGAUUUCGAGGAUCUAUCGCGAUACGAAGACUCGGUUUCAUCCUCAAGGAGCGAGAGUGGUGGUGAAGAUGAGUGGAUGGUUGUGGUGCCAGAGAAGGGAUAUGAGAAACCCCAUGCAAUGAAAUCGAUGCCAGGAGGUAUUCCAGGAAAAGGAGAUGUUGGCAUGCCAAAGGAGAGUGAGCAGAAAGAUAUGGAGGGAGUUGGAGGCAGAGAGCAGUGUGAUAAUCCGUGGUGCGACAUGACUAUGAUAGUCAUCGACUCUUCUUCGACUUCGCUAGAGGAUGGUGACGAAGCGGUAAAGAUUUCAUUUUCACCAGUCGAACUCACGGUACCGAAUGCAGCCCCUGGUAGUGCAACCUCAAGCACUUGUAACGUUAGAGGCGCCCCAGAUUCCUCCUCCUCUCCUGUUCCAAUCCCACGGGAAGCGCCAGCACCCUCUCCCACGCCCACAAACACUGUUCAGAACAAGUGCACGCAAUGCGAAACCUGCACCUGCGCAUGCACACCUUCAAGAGGCCAUGGUCAGCAUUCAGAGAACCAGGAGGGCUUCUUUGCAGAAAAAGAAGAAAAAAGUUGCCUGAUGGCGUACUCGGGUGUAAUGAGCUUGAGGGUUGAAAUUGAGCUUGGGCAGACCGAACUGGUCAGUCUUGAUUGCUGUUUAACCAUAACCCGGUUGGCUAGUUUAUUUCAGUUUGUUUCGGUAAUAGUGCAAACUGGCAGGGCCCUGUUUGACCAUGAGGAGAGUGGGGAACUGUCUUCUAAGUAUUCCCUGGGUUGUUUCCGUACCCUUCAACCUAGAUGGCACUUGAAGCCAACGUGCUUCCUGUAUGAUCUCUCACCCCCAUAA
Molecule: messenger RNA, 3291 nt
Organism: Lindgomyces ingoldianus
Lineage: Eukaryota; Fungi; Ascomycota; Dothideomycetes; Pleosporales; Lindgomycetaceae
Exons: 9
Coding region: 1-3291 (1096 amino acids)
Source: RefSeq, a predicted model, not a curated record